UUUCAAGUAUGAAACACUUUUAAUUUUCGAAAGUGGAGGACGAAAAAUGAUGAAAUGUUAGAGUUUAGAUAUUAUUUUUCAAUCUAAAUCUUUAAGAACUUAUUACGUGUUAUCGGUACAAUAUUCGUUUAAGGACAUGCCUACUUUCAUAACCGCCGUUAACCGAUGGCACGGAUCAAGUGCCAUACGUUUCAAUACCGUUUAUGAACGCGAUUCCACAUUGCGUCUGGUUGAUUACUUCAGUUGAUAACAUUUAUACGACAAUAUGUCCGUCGUAGAUUUUUCGAUAUUGUCACUGUGCAUGAUCUCUAUCAGUCAACGUAGCGCAUCGUCCGCUCACAUGAGCGUGGACUCUUCGGGCAAUAAGAAAACUCGAUCAAAGGAUAUCAACGGUGGUUUUUGGGAUCCACUGGGUCUACCAACAGAGUUUGACGCACGGAAAAAAUGGUACAAGUGUCCGUCCAUCGGUCAGGUUUAUGACCAAGGCAACUGUAAGUCGAGCUAUGCCAUUUCUGUGGCGUCUGCUGUGAGCGACCGGAUUUGCAUCCAUUCAGAUGGGUUGGAGAAACCAAAACUCUCAGCUCAACACAUAUUGGCCUGCUGUUACAUUUGCGGAAGUGGUUGCAACGGUGGACGUCAUUACGAGUCAUGGGACUUCUACAGGAGACAUGGCUUCGUGUCCGGAGGUGGUUACGGUUCGGACGAGGGAUGCCAGCCGUAUACGAUUGAACCUUGUCAACACGAGGAGAACGCGAUGGAAAAUGCAUGCUCGAAUAAAACACUAUACACGCCCGAGUGCAAGGUAUCGUGUUAUAACCAAAAAUUUGGGACCAGAUACGUAAAAGACAACCAUCGAGGUUCUUAUUAUCAAGUGCCGGGAUACAUGGCGAUGAAAGAAAUCUACGAAAAAGGUCCCAUAACAGCGUCGUUCUACAUGUUUCAUGAUUUUAUGGAUUAUAAAUCGGGAGUGUAUUCGUACAAGACCGGAAAAUUUAUAACCGUCCAAGCAGUUAAAAUUAUAGGCUGGGGAGAAGAGAACGGAACACCAUACUGGUUGGCGAUCAAUUCGUUCAAUACGUACUGGGGUGAAAAUGGUCUUUUCAAAAUCCGUCGAGGUGCGAACGAAUGUUAUAUCGAAGAGAGCAUGUAUGCAGGAUUACCACUGUACAUCAAUCACAUGACGACUUCGAUCAGUAGUUUUAAGUUUUUUAUCAACAAUAGCGAACCUUUUAUCGUAGAAUAUCAUUUACCAAGUACUCGAGUACCGAUUCAACCAUGGAGUGCAAUAUACAUGACAUUGGCAACUCCUGCGGUAACGAUAUCUUCAGUUCACGAUAUAAUGAGUGUACUAGCACCAAGUCUAGUCCCACCGGUCAAGAUGAAUUGUGUUGUCUCGUUAUUAUUUGUUUCCAGCUUAUGGAUAACGUGCGACGCAGAUCAGAAAUUGCACAAAAUCAUCACCCACGUCAAUAGCGCCAAUAUAACGUGGAAGGCUGGAAUCAAUAAUUUUCAUACGAACGAUUACAAGAAACUAGUGGGAACGUUUCAUUACCAAAACUUAAAUGGGCCAGUAUUAGAUCCGUACGAUAGCGACGUAUUUGGCGACGGCGCGAACGCACACGACUGCGACACCGAACGCGAAGAUAAUGAAUCCAAUAUACAAGAAACGUUCGACUCCAGGUACCACUGGUUCAAUUGCACAUCCAUCUCGCACAUCUGGAACCAAGGAGAUUGUGCGGCCGAUUGGGCGAUAUCCGUCACAUCAGUAAUGAACGAUCGUAUAUGCAUCGCAUCCCAAGGUAAAAUAAAAGAACUUUAUUCGGCACAAAAACUGAUAUCCUGUUGCGAAGAUUGCGGUAAUGGAUGCAACGGGGGAUAUACCGCGGCCGCAUGGCAAUACGUGAAGAAAAGAGGAAUUGUCACUGGAGGAGAUUACGGAAGUGAUGAGGGUUGUCAACCGUGGCUCAUGCCACCAUGUAACUUGUCGACUACGGAACACGCGAGCACGGUGAUGGGACCCCGUGGUCUGUGCGGUAACGCGAGCCAAGAGCGACCAAAGACUCCGAAAUGCGAUCUGAGUUGCUACAAUUCCCAGUACAAGGGCUCUUACUUGAACGACAUCAUCAAAGCUCGGAAAACGUAUACGUUCACCGGAUGUACGGCAAGAAAAAUGUUGAGGAAACACGGUCCAUAUGUGGCCACGAUGCGAGUCUACGAAGAUUUCUUAACCUACAAGUCGGGUAUUUACCAACACGUUACCGGAGAUUACCUGGGUAUGUUGUCGGUACGAAUGAUCGGUUGGGGCUUAUACCAAGGACAAGCAUACUGGCUAUUAGCCAACUCCUGGGGAACUUCUUGGGGAGAAAAUGGAUUUUUCAAAAUAAGACGUUUCGUUAACGAGUGUUGGAUUGAAAAUUUCAGAUACGCCGGUGAUCCAGAUUUGUCAAAAAAAUUAUAAUUAUAGCAGAUUGUAAGAAGCGAUAUUAUUUUAAUAGUAUAUACAAGACAUUUUGUUAUGUAUUUGGUUUGUACCUAAAGGACUAUAAAAUAUAUAUAUAUAUAUAAUGUUUUAA
Molecule: messenger RNA, 2573 nt
Organism: Sipha flava (yellow sugarcane aphid)
Lineage: Eukaryota; Metazoa; Arthropoda; Insecta; Hemiptera; Aphididae
Exons: 11
Coding region: 266-2458 (730 amino acids)
Cellular component (GO): lysosome
Molecular function (GO): cysteine-type endopeptidase activity
Source: RefSeq, a predicted model, not a curated record